Messenger RNA from Bipolaris maydis ATCC 48331, 1247 nucleotides. RefSeq lists its product as uncharacterized. The record is from RefSeq and is a predicted model, not a curated record. NCBI's taxonomy places the organism in Eukaryota, Fungi, Ascomycota, Dothideomycetes, Pleosporales, Pleosporaceae. Gene Ontology annotation, molecular function: oxidoreductase activity.
AUGCAGCGCACACACACUACCGAGAGCAUGCGAGUGCCAUUCUCCAACAUCUCCACCCUCAACAUGAACAAGGCCCCGCGUCCAGGCAUUGAACGCGCUCCCACAUCCACCAACCUCACCCGUCCGAUGCCCAUCCAACGCCUCGAGGGCAAGGUCGUCAUGAUCACGGGCGGCGGCGGCAAAGUCGGUGUUGAAUCUGCCGGCCGCCUGCUCAUCGAAGGCUGCAACGUCGCCCUCAUCGACAUUGAACAAACAGCCCUCGAGGCCGCCGUGCCCGUCCUCAAAGCCGCCAUCCCCACCGGCGUACCCAUUGAAUCACGUCUCCUUACCAUUGUUGCCGAUGCCACCAAGGAAGCCGACGUCGAAGCCUGCGCCAAGAAGGUCGUCCAGCGCUUCAACAAGCUCGAUGCCGCCCUAUUGAACUGCUGCCAGCGCGGUGCCUCAAAGAGCAUUUUCGACGUUACCGAAGACGACUUUGAUCGUAUCAUGACUAUCAACGCAAAGUCUGCUUUCCUUGGCGUCAAAUACGCAGCAACGGCCAUGCAAACCACAUCCGGCAGCGGCUCCAUCAUCAUCCGCUCCUCCAUCGCCGGUCUACGCGGCUUCCCCAACCUCAUCUCCUACAGCGCCUCCAAAUUCGCUCUCCGCGGCAUUGCCCUCACCGCCGCUGAGGAACUCGGUCCCCUCGGUAUCCGCGUCAACACUAUCCACACGAGCAUUAUUGAGACGCCGGGUUACAAAGAUGGCUGGAGCAAGGAGAAGUUGGCGGAGCUGAAGGAGGAGACGGCGCUCGAUCGCUUCAGUAGCCCCGACGAUGUAGCGAGUGUAGUGGCUUUCUUGGUUAGUGAGGAUAGCAAGUUUAUGACGGGUGGACACUUGAAGAUUGAUGGUGGUUGUGUUGCUGUCUAAGAGAUGGGAUGUGUAUGCGAGUGGGGGGGUUCUUUUUUUCAACGACAUGACUGAGGUAGUGGGGACGCGAUGAAUGAUUUUGCAUGAAUGGAGUUUGGGAUUCGGCCCGCUGUGGCUUUUUUGGGUUUCUCUUCUAUGCAUUAUGGUAGCAUGGUUUUUUUGUAUAUAUCAAACGUGCUAGGUUGGAUUGGCGGUUGCUGUUGGGUCUUGGGUCACAUGGGAAGAAUGGAUAGAGGUGAUGCAAGUAUAGAAUGAAUCUUGACUAUAUCUUGGUCAAGUAGCUGGAUGAAUAUCUAGUUUAACCAAUCACGACUUGUCUUUGUGGGUGCUUACCUGCU